AUGAGUAAACGGUUGUUUCUACGCAUAGUCAACGACUUGGAAGCCAACUACGAUUACUUUAAACAAAAACCGGAUGCGAGAGAGGAACUUGGAUUCACCGGUAUCCAAAAGUGUACGUCGGCAUUACGAAUCCUUGCUUAUGGUAACACUACCGACAUCAACGACGAGUAUCUAAAAAUGGCGGAGAAAACAACACGAGAUAGCUUGGAACAUUUUUGUCGCGGUAUAAUUGAUGUGUACGGUGCGCGUUAUCUUAGAACGCCUACAUGGGAGGACCUUCAAAAGAUCUACGAGGUACAUAAUGCCGAGCAUGGUUUGCCUGGUAUGAUCGGGAGCAUAGAUUGCAUGCAUUGGCGUUGGGAUAACUGCCCGACUGCAUGGCGAGGCCAACACACACGUGGUGACCAAAAAGGACCCACUAUUAUUCUUCAGGCGGUUGCUUCACAGGACCUUUGGGUUUGGUCGGCUUACUUUGGCGUGGUCGGGUCAUGCAAUGAUAUCAAUGUUUUUGAACAAUCGCCGUUGUUAGAGGAGUGGAUUUCUGGCAAAGCUCCAAAAGCGUCGUUUUACGCAAAUGGAAACUACUACCCCCAUGGAUAUUAUUUGAGCGACGGAAUUUAUCCUAGGUAUUCGAUUUUUGUGAAGACGUUUAGUGAUCCUAUUGACGAGAAAAGAGCAUACUUUAAAAAGGUUCAAGAACGAAGGAAAGGCGAUAUGCCAGAAUUAUGUGCCAGAAGCCGUUCACCAGGAGCAUCCGCAGGCGUCAAUGGAAGAAAGAGUGAGUAA
Molecule: messenger RNA, 786 nt
Organism: Helianthus annuus (common sunflower)
Lineage: Eukaryota; Viridiplantae; Streptophyta; Magnoliopsida; Asterales; Asteraceae
Exons: 3
Coding region: 1-786 (261 amino acids)
Source: RefSeq, a predicted model, not a curated record